Molecule: messenger RNA, 339 nt
Organism: Melampsora larici-populina 98AG31
Lineage: Eukaryota; Fungi; Basidiomycota; Pucciniomycetes; Pucciniales; Melampsoraceae
Exons: 2
Coding region: 1-339 (112 amino acids)
Source: RefSeq, a predicted model, not a curated record
AUGGCCAACAUUGCAACUGUGAUUAUCCCACCAAAUACUCCGGAGUUUUGGUAUGAACUCGAGAAGAACCAGUGGAUCCACCCCGAAAUGGGUGUGGAUGACCAGGUUGGACUUCAAUUGAAAGGCAGCUCUCGAAGAUCUCAUGGUGCCAAUCAUAUUUUGCGUUCAAUUGGACACGGUCAGGCUGGUGGUUUGGGUUUGAAGAAGAAGCAUCUGGCCCAAAUGCCCGAUAUCAAGCCCGAUGUCAUGAAGAUUGGCAAUAAACGUGAUGGGUUGGCCUCAUCCGACAUGGUGGAUAUCAAACCGGACUUGAAGAAGAUCAAGGUCGAGCAAAUUUGA